This is a messenger RNA of Pogona vitticeps (central bearded dragon), 4029 nucleotides long. It is a transcript of the gene CYLD, whose product is annotated as CYLD lysine 63 deubiquitinase. Gene Ontology annotation, biological process: protein deubiquitination. Gene Ontology annotation, molecular function: cysteine-type deubiquitinase activity. Lineage: Eukaryota; Metazoa; Chordata; Lepidosauria; Squamata; Agamidae. The record is from RefSeq and is a predicted model, not a curated record.
AAGGCGGGCUUUACUGCCGGCGCGGACCCAAUAGGGAGGCGAAAGGCGCCUCGGCGCGGCACGCGAUUGGCUCUUCUGCCCUCAGGGGGAGGCGGGACGAAAAGAGCGACGGCACGGAGCGGCCGAGGUCAUCCGUUCUGAAUUUAGCUCACUAGGAUAUGGACGAAGAAUUAUUAACUCAUUAUCAGAGUUCUGGCUUUGUUGUGGAAUCUUCUAUUUGCAGUUAUUCUUCUGGCUGCUUGGUUGCCCUGAAGAUUCCUCGUUGAGUCCGUAUAAAGUUUGAGCAACAAUGAGUUCUUGGAGUCAAGAAAAAGGUAAUUCUCCUUUUUGGGAAGAGCGUACGUUUUAUUUACUUCUCCAAGAAUGCAGCAUUAUAGACAAACAGACUCAAAAGCUGUUGAAAGUACCAAAGGGGAGCAUCGGUCAGUUUGUUCAAGACCGCUCUUCCGGAGGACACGCCAGGAGCAACCCUGCAUCCAAAAGCAAAAAGAUGCAAAUCGGAAUCAAGAUUUUGGAGCAGCCUCACGCGGUCUUGUUUGUGGACGACAAAGAUGUUGUUGAAAUUGACGAGAAACGAGCAGAGUUGCUGUUGGCCAUUACCAAUUGUGAGGAAAGAUACAGUAUAUUUAAAAGCAAGGGCAGGCUGAGUAAGGGCCUCCACAUUGAAGUCGGGUCACCGGUGAAAGUUCAGCUGAGAUCAGGAGAAGAAAAAUAUCCUGGCGUUGUCCGCUUCAGAGGACCUCUGAUACAAGAGAGAUCGCUGUCUGGGAUUUAUUUUGGAGUGGAGCUUCUGGAAGAAGGUCGUGGGCAGGGUUUUACUGAUGGACAGUACCAAGGCAAACAGCUGUUCAGAUGUGACGAGGACUGUGGAGUGUUUGUUGCACUAGACAAGCUAGAGCUGAUGGAAGAUGAUGACAAUGAACUGGAGAAUGACUAUGCAGCUCCCAUUGACUCAAUGCAGGUAGACCUUCCGCCUUUGGAGCUCAACUCCAGGGUUUCUGUGAAGAUAGGGAAGAAUAUAGAGUAUGGGACAGUUAUAUUCUGUGAUGUCUUACCAGGAAACGAGAGUUUAGGAUACGUUGUUGGAGUGGACAUGGAUAAUCCAAUUGGAAAUUGGGAUGGAAGGUACAAUGGACAGCAGCUCUGUAGUUUUGCAAGUGUGGAAAGCACACUCCUCUUGCAUAUCAAUGAUGUUAUCCCAGAGGCUGUAUCUCAGGACAGGAGACCUCCAAAACUUGCCUUUACUGCUCGGAGUGGCUGUGAUAAAGGGUUUGGUCACAAUAAGCCAAAAUCAACAGGUGCACUGCCUGAUCCCGGAAGCAGAAGCAGAUCAGAGUUUUUCUACACCUUAAAUGGCUCUUCAGUAGAUUCUCAACCACAGAUGAAGUCCAAAAACACAUGGUAUAUUGAUGAAGUGGCCGAGGACUCUGCGAAAUCGCUGAAUGACUCCUCUUCCGGAUUUGGCCAUUCUUCGCCACCGCUGCAGCCACCCCCAGCCAAUACUUUGUCUGCAGAAAAUAGAUUCCACUCCCUGCCUUUCAGUCUGACAAAGAUGUCCAGCAAUAACAGUGGGAUCGGACACAGCCCACUGUCUUUGUCGGUUCAGUCAGUGAUUGGGGAGGGGAAUGCCGGGCCGACCCAAGAGAGCCCACCCUCGGCGGCCACACCUGUCAACACGCAUGGGCUUGAAGCUGGUUCCUUGGCGGAAGUGAAAGAGAACCCACCUUUCUAUGGAGUCAUCCGGUGGAUUGGGCAGCCUCCCGGGGUCAAUGAAGUGUUAGCAGGACUUGAACUGGAAGAUGAAUGCGCAGGCUGUACUGAUGGAACAUUUAAAGGAACUCGCUACUUCACUUGUGCACCCAAGAAGGCCCUGUUUGUUAAGCUGAAGAGCUGCAGGCCAGACUCCAGAUUUGCUUCACUUCAGCCUGUGUCCAACCAGAUCGAACGCUGCAACUCCUUAGCUUUCGGAGGUUACCUGAGUGAAGUGGUUGAGGAAAACACUCCUCCAAAAAUGGAAAAAGAAGGCUUAGAAACAAUGAUUGGAAAAAAGAAAGGAAUUCAGGGUCACUACAACUCCUGCUACUUGGACUCCACCUUAUUCUGCCUAUUUGCCUUCAGCUCUGUUUUGGACACGGUCUUGCUGAGACCGAAAGAGAAAAAUGAUGUAGAAUAUUAUAGCGAAACGCAAGAGCUCCUGCGGACGGAGAUAGUAAAUCCCCUCAGAAUAUACGGCUAUGUAUGUGCAACGAAAAUAAUGAAGCUGAGGAAAAUACUGGAAAAAGUUGAAGCAGCAUCGGGAUUCACCUCUGAAGAAAAAGAUCCGGAAGAAUUUUUAAAUAUUUUGUUCCAUCAUAUCCUAAGAGUGGAGCCACUAUUAAAAAUAAGAUCAGCAGGUCAAAAGGUCCAGGACUGCUACUUCUAUCAGAUUUUUAUGGAUAAGAACGAAAAGGUUGGCGUUCCUACAAUCCAGCAAUUAUUGGAAUGGUCUUUCAUCAAUAGCAACUUGAAAUUUGCUGAGGCUCCCUCCUGCCUCAUCAUUCAGAUGCCCCGUUUUGGGAAAGACUUUAAAAUGUUCAACAAAAUCUUUCCUUCGCUAGAAUUAAAUAUCACGGAUCUGUUGGAAGACACCCCUCGGCAGUGCCGUAUAUGUGGAGGACUUGCCAUGUAUGAAUGUCGCGAGUGCUAUGAAGACACAGAAAUCUCUGCUGGCAAAAUCAAGCAGUUUUGCAAAACCUGCAACACCCAGGUUCAUCUCCAUCCGAAAAGGCAGAGCCAUAAAUUCAACCCUGUGUCGCUUCCGAAAGAUCUACCGGAUUGGGAUUGGAGGCAUGGCUGUAUACCUUGUCAGAAGAUGGAGUUGUUUGCCGUUUUGUGUAUAGAGACGAGCCACUAUGUGGCGUUUGUUAAAUAUGGCAAGGGGGAUUCAGCUUGGCUUUUCUUUGACAGCAUGGCGGACCGGGAUGGAGGCCAGAAUGGCUUUAACAUCCCUCAAGUGACGCCAUGCCCAGAAGUCGGCGAAUAUCUGAAAAUGUCCCUUGAGGAGCUGCAUUCACUGGACUCAAGAAGAAUUCAAGGCUGUGCACGGAGACUUCUCUGUGACGCUUACAUGUGCAUGUAUCAGAGCCCAACCAUGAGCUUGUACAAGUGAAGAGUUGUGUUCUCGGAAGUGAGGAGGUGCUUCCCAGUGACUAGACCGAGACCCCCUCCCGGCCCCCCAAGGAAGGCUCAGAGGGGCUCUCAGACACUUAGGCAUGCAUCUGUUGCCGGCGACGGAUGCUUCGGAGAGGGUGGAAACCCGAUGUCGACGCUGAAAAGAAGUGGCUGUUUUAAAGAAGGAAACAAAUAACAACCCUACAAUGCGGUGUUCUGUUGCUAAAGUACUAAAUAAGCAUUUUGCACUCUAGGAAGUGUUUGUGUGUGUUUAAGAAAUGAAGCUGUUAAAACAUUUAGGUUGCAUUUCAGGUGAGCUUGUGCACAUGAAAGAAAACUUGAGGUGUUUUCGGAAUCGCCACGUUGAAUGUUCUGCCUAGACCUCAUCCAGGGAACCACAAAGCCUAGGAAUUAGGUGACGGCGUGUGUGUGCGUGCGUGCGUAUGUUUAUCUGGCACUGUACAGGUUGUGCAGUCCGAACACUGAAUGAUGAUGACCUGUGUCUUGGUUUCAGUUUGCUUCUUUUAGACUCAGUUCAAGUUAUAUUGCAAAAGGAACAAAGCAUUUGCUGUGUGUUGCAUGUUGCGUGUGUGUGUGUGUAAAGGCAGGAACUGUCUGAUGGUGCCACUGUGUUCCCAUGGACCAAGAAUGCUCAGUGCUUCUCUUUGAUGCAAAAGGAUCCUUUUAGGAAACAGUUGUGGAUUCAGGUGGUAUAACUAUUUUACAGCUGCGGGCUGGUUUUGGAAUGGUUCUCCUACAUAGAUGUGUCCCAUUGUAUUGCGCCAUCUACACGAUUUUCCUCAAGUCCCCUCCAUGUACUGGAUAGAGUUUGCAAUCGCCUCCUGUGGCAGCCCUCGUAAAUCGUUCCACAACGUGACC